Molecule: messenger RNA, 1506 nt
Organism: Exophiala aquamarina CBS 119918
Lineage: Eukaryota; Fungi; Ascomycota; Eurotiomycetes; Chaetothyriales; Herpotrichiellaceae
Product: succinate-semialdehyde dehydrogenase
Exons: 2
Coding region: 1-1506 (501 amino acids)
Molecular function (GO): succinate-semialdehyde dehydrogenase (NAD+) activity
Source: RefSeq, a predicted model, not a curated record
AUGGGCUCGAUAGCAACCACUUCGCUCCCCUUCACACUCCAAAAUCAAAGCUUAUAUAAGGACCAAGCAUACGUUGACGGGCAGUGGGUUGAAGCAAAAUCAGGGAAUCGCUUCGAUAUCGUUGACCCGGGCAGUGGCAGAAUAUGGGCCACCUGCGCUGAUAUGGCAGCUGAAGACGUUGACAACGCCGUCAACGGGGCAUACAAGGCAUUCCAGAAAUUCCGCAUCGUCAGCCCGAGAGCUCGUGCAGAUUUGCUCCUGAGAUGGGAUGCUCUGAUCAGGGCCAACAAAGAAGAUAUUGCCACCAUCCUUGUACACGAAACUGGCAAACCUUAUGCAGAGGCUAUUGGCGAGAUCGAAUAUGCUACUUCUUUCACCAGAUGGUUCGCCGCGGAGGCUGAGCGCGUACAUGGCACUGUCUUCACACCAUCCAUGGCUGGUAGAAGAGUAUUUACCAUCAAACAACCGAUUGGAGUUGCCGCGGCUCUAGUGCCGUGGAACUUCCCCAUUGCUAUGAUCCUACGAAAGGCCGCCGCUGCUCUUGCUGCCGGUUGCACAAUGAUUGUGAAGCCGUCGCCCGAGACACCACUGUCAGCAUUGACUCUUGCCCAUCUGGCCGAGCAAGCUGGCUUCGGACAGGGAGUUUUCUCUGUCCUGCCAACCACUCUUGCCAACACUCCAGCUCUGAGUGAAGCUCUUUGUAAGCAUGAAUAUAUCAAGAAGGUCACGUUCACUGGCUCGACCCGAGUGGGCAAGCUCAUCUCACAGCACUGCUCAAGCGGCUUGAAGAAGUUGACCCUCGAGCUCGGCGGCAACUGUCCAUUCCUGAUCUUCGACGAUGCUAACCUCGUCCAAGCCUGCGACGCUUUGAUGGCUCUGAAGUACCGACACGCUGGUCAGGCAUGUAUCACAGCAAAUCGCGUUUAUGUACAGAGUGGGGUCUAUGAUAAAGUAGCACAGAUGCUCGUAGACGGGGCCAGGAAGCUCAGAGUUGGACACGGCAUGGAUAAGACCACCACUAUGGGACCCCUGACCGUACCAGCUGGUAUUGAGAAAGUUGCUUCGCAGAUUAAAGAUGCUGUCUCAUCUGGUGGCAAGGUGCUCACCGGUGGCCAAAAGAUUGAAAUCGAGGGAGGCUACUUCUUCGAACCCACCAUCAUCGGCAACGCGACUCCAAGUAUGCAGGUUAGCUCAGAGGAGACAUUUGGCCCAUUGUUGGCCUUAUUCCCGUUCUCAACCGAAGAGGAGGCCAUCACAGCUGCCAACAACACGAGCAUGGGUCUCGCAUCUUACUUCUUCACGAAGAAUAUUGACCGGACUUGGAGGCUAUUGGAGAAUUUGGAGUCAGGGAUGAUCGGUAUGAACACGGGUAAUGCGUCGGCGGCGGAGGCGCCUUUUGGUGGUAUCAAGGACUCUGGAUAUGGCAAGGAGUCAGGGAAGGAUGUCGCUAUACAGGAGUAUAUGAUCACCAAGACGGGUACAUUGACAUUGGAGGGUCAGAAUUGA